UCCCUCCCUCCUCCCUCCCUUCCCCCCUCCCUCCCUCCUCCCUCCUUCCCCCACCCUCCCUCCCCCCCCCACCCCCACCAACCUCCCCCCACCCACCACCUCCAACCACCCACCCUCCCACCAACCCCCCACCCACCACAACCCCCCCCCCACCCACCCCCCUCCCACCCACCCACCAACCCCCCCACCCUCCCACCACCAACCCCCCCACCCACCAACCUUCAUCCCCCCCUCCCCUCCUUCCCUUCCCCCCCUCCUCCCCUCCCACCCCUCCAACCCCCCCCACCCACCCUCCACCUCCCAACAACCUUCCCCCACCCACCCCCUUCCUCCCCUCCUACCACCCCACCCUCCCCUCCAUCCACCCCCCUCCCACCCCCCCCCACCCCCCCUUCCACCCCUCCCCCCUCCCUCCCUCCCUCCCCCCUCCCACCUCCCCCCCCACCCACCAACCCCCCUCCCCCCCUCCCCCUCCCUCCCUCCUUCCCCCCUCCCUCCCUCCUUCCUCCCCCACCCUCCCACCCCCCUCCCCCCCCACCUCCCUCCCACCCCCCUCCUCCUUCCCCCCACCCACCCCAUCCUUCCCCCCCACCCUCCCUCCCACCCCCUCCAUCCCCCUCCCCCCCACCCACCCCCCACCCACCCCUCCCCCCUCCCUCCACCACCCUCCCCCACCCUCCCCCACCCACCCCCCCUCCCCCCCCACCUCCCCCCUCCCCCCUCCCUCCUUCCCCCCACCCUCCCUCCCUCCUUCCCCCACCCACCCACCCACCCCCCUCCUUCCCACCCCCUCCCACCUCACCCCCCCCCUCCCACCAACCCCCCACCCACCAACCACCCACCCCCCCACCCCCACCUCCUCCCCCCUCCCCCCUCCCUCCCCCCCCCCCCUCCCCCCCUCCCUCCCUCCUCCCUCCCUCCCUCCCUCCUCCCUCCCUCCCUCCUUCCCCCCUCCCUCCCUCCUUCCCCCCUCCCUCCCUCCCUCCCCCCUUCCUCCCUCCCUCCCUCCUUCCUUCCCCCCUCCCUCCCUCCCUCCUUCCUUCCCCCCUCCCUCCCUUCCUCCCUUCCCCCCUCCCUCCCUUCCCCCCUCCCCCCCUCCCCCCCUCCCCCCCUCCCCCCCUCCUUCCCCCCUCCCUCCCUCCUCCCUCCCUCCUUCCCCCCUCCCUCCCUCCCUCCCUCCCUCCUUCCCCCUCCCUCCCUCCCUCCCUCCCUCCUUCCCCCCUCCCUCCCUCCUUCCCCCCUCCCUCCCUCCCUCCCCCU
Messenger RNA from Stegostoma tigrinum, 1260 nucleotides. Its product is annotated as basic proline-rich protein-like. Lineage: Eukaryota; Metazoa; Chordata; Chondrichthyes; Orectolobiformes; Stegostomatidae. The transcript is spliced from 4 exons. The annotation marks the transcript as partial. The record is from RefSeq and is a predicted model, not a curated record.